Molecule: messenger RNA, 2991 nt
Organism: Drosophila bipectinata
Lineage: Eukaryota; Metazoa; Arthropoda; Insecta; Diptera; Drosophilidae
Product: Tubulin tyrosine ligase-like 3A
Biological process (GO): cilium movement; protein polyglycylation; cilium assembly
Cellular component (GO): microtubule cytoskeleton; axoneme
Molecular function (GO): protein-glycine ligase activity, initiating
Source: RefSeq, a predicted model, not a curated record
GCGAGCGCUUCCGCCAUGCAGACGCGUCCCAGCAGUGAGCCGCAGCGCAGCAAGGUGCAAGACCAGGCAGGGGCCAGGGGACAGGUGCCCAAGUGCGCCAGUGCCACGCUGGCCAAGAAACCAGCCACGCCUCCGGCGGCACCACCUCCAACGCCGGCCAGCAGAGGAGCUAUGCCGCUCACAGUUCCGCUGAUCGAGCUUACGCCCGCCCAGGGCGAGACCCCUGUGAAGGUGGCACCGCCGGAGAAGCAGGCUCCUGUUCAUAUAACACUGCCGGAAAACAAGGAGAACCUACCCACAAAGCCACCGCCAUCGGGAAAGACUACUCCUCUGGGCGCCCCCACCAACUAUGUGGCUAGACGCACCUGGAUCACCACCGACCGGAUGAACGAGCUCCGCCGAAAAGCCCAGGAGGCGGCCAAGCAAAACAAGAUUUUCACAAUCCGCGGGUGCUUCAACUCGGUACGGAACGCUCUGCUGGCGCGCGGAUGGGUGGAGAAGCUGGACGUGCACCGUAAGGUGAUGCCGGCGGGACAGAUGACCUACGAGGAUCUCACCCAGAGGCUGCCCAAGCGGAAAGCAGGAGAAACCCGACGGCAGUACGUGCAAAAAUGCGAACGCAACAUUAUGUCACGUUUCCUGGAGCACAUGCCCGUAGAUUUUUUGUGGACAAAUCGGAAGGAGAAGUGUGAUUACAUAGACCAGGCCAAAAAUCCCGGGAUGACCAUAAAUAAGUUCCACCGCGCCCCGUUCACCUCCAAGGAGGGAUUGUGCAAUCAGCUGCGUGACUUCCAUUGGUUCUUCGAAGAGGGAACUGCAGAAAUGUACUUCCCGCGGUGCUACAAUGUCUGGAGCCCAGAGGAGCUGGGCGAGUUCAUAGAUAAUUUCAAGUUGACGGCCUGCGUGGCCUUUCUGCGGGCCAUGCUCUGCAAAUACCAUAAGCAGGGGACCGAUUCCGUCUUCUCUACCAGCGGAAAGAUACCCUACUCGUCGAUAGACUUUGCCUACAAGCGACUGGUGGAGUACCUGGACAGCUGCCAACACAACGACAUCGACUUCGAGGACCCGCCCAAGAUCUGGGAGCACGACUGGGACGCGUUUCUCUUCCAGCACCAGCUCCUGGUCAACGAGGAUGGACGGAUACAGCACGACGGGCAGCGGUUGGAUCCCAUGGUGAAGAGUUGCCUCUCCCUGAUCGACAAAAUGAAGAUCCACUGGCCCCAGUACAGCCUCGAUGGAUACCAGAACCUGUGGAUAGUCAAGCCGGCUAAUAAGUGCCGGGGAAGAGGCAUCCUCCUAAUGGACAACCUGAAGAAAAUUCUUGGUGUCGUCAACCCGUCCAUUGCCUCGAAAAGUCGCUACGUUGUGCAGAAGUAUAUAGAACGUCCUUUGAUCCUUUUCCAAACAAAGUUCGACAUACGUCAGUGGUUUCUUAUAACCAAUACCCAGCCUUUGGUGGUUUGGUUCUAUAGGGAAAGCUAUCUGCGCUUUAGCUCCCAGGAGUAUAGUUUAAGUAACCAUCAUGAAUCAGUGCACCUGACCAACUAUGCGAUCCAGAAAAAGUAUACCAAUGGCAAGCGGGACAAGCGACUGCCCAGCGAGAACAUGUGGGACUGCUACUCCUUCCAGGCGUACCUGCGCCAGAUCGGGAAGCACAACAUGUGGCUUGAGCGGAUCUUCCCCGGAAUGCGCAAGGCCAUCGUGGGCUGUAUGCUGGCAUCCCAGGAGAACAUGGACCGGCGACCCAACACUUUCGAGCUCUUCGGCGCCGACUUCAUGAUCUGUGAGAACUUCUACCCGUGGCUGAUCGAGAUCAAUUCCAGUCCGGAUCUGGGAGCCACAACGAGUGUGACGGCACGUAUGUGUCCUCAGUGCCUGGAGGAUGUGGUUAAGGUUGUUAUUGAUCGACGUACGGAUCCUAAGGCGGACAUGGGAAACUUUGACCUGGCGUAUCGCCAGGUGGUUCCUCCCACGCCCGCUUACAUGGGCCUCAACCUGUACGUCAAAGGCAAGCAGAUGAUCCAAAAGGUGAACCACAGCAGUGGACAUGGCCACCACCAUUAUUACUACCAACAGCAGCGCAGGGAGCGCUCCUUGGCAACGAGCAGCGUCUACCGCCAGAGGUCGGCCAUUUUGCAUCCAGCGACCAGCAUGUCCAGGAUACAUCGGGCCAUGCCCACAUUCAAUGCCACCGAGUACAUGGAGAAGUACAUGGUGGAGCCUCUGAGCAGCAGUCGCAGCAGCCUCAGCAGUCAGCAGCAGUCCACGCAGCAACUGCAGACACAUCAGCAUCAGCUUCAAAAGUCACCGUCAAUUGCCACCGGCUCCGCCUGUCCCUAUUUGCUGAAGCAGGCGGGUCGCUCCAUCACCCAGUUGCUUAGCGCCUCUCACAAACGGAAUACGGCGGGAUCGGUUUCAGGUGAGGCAAUCCAAAGCACUGCUCUGCCGCCCAAGCGGCAACGUAGCUGCGGACCCCGGCUCACCUCCACGAAUCCGGUGGAGAGUACCGAAAAGAAGUUUAAGAUUCUCAUCAAGAACUAUACAGCCGGCGGAAACGAGUCACUUCAGGAUUCGCGACCGGAAGCAGCAACGGCUCCGGUCAUAAGUGAAAGGAAGUGGCGCAGUCUCCGCAACAUCACGGCCACAACAGCCGUUUCCUCAAGCUCCACCUCGCGCUGUAAAGGACUGCCUCUGCCGGCACCGGGACUGCCAACGAGGCGGUUCGUCCGCACCAAGUCCGAGAUCGAGAGCACGGCCAGCAUGCAUGCCAUAGGCAGGACCUUCGGCAGGAAGUCAAACGGACCCCGACUGCCUAUCAGUAUCUCUGUGCAGGCUCUGCACCGGGGAGAACCCAUCGUGGCGGCCCUGAAACAGGCCACCAGUGAGCUGCAGCUUUCCCAGGCCGAAAUGAUGACUCCCCGAACGGCACUGGCGAGUAAGCUAAACAGUUCAACGCUUACGGUUCCAAUACCCCCUCUUCCGGUUGGCUAA